CUGGCAACCUGCUUUCCCUGGCAGAACGCUUUUCCCCAGGCAGCAACGAGCUAACACAACUAGCAGGCAGUCAGUAGUGAUAGUGACUGCUACUUGCACUUCUUUUUUCAGGCACAUCGGAGAGAGAUUUUUUUCUCUCCGCUCACCUGCAUUUAAUCACGGCGUCUUUGGUGAAAUCAACGACUUGGACUUGUCCGUUUGGAUUAUCAACUCUUUUGGAUAGCAGGAUUAUUUUCCCAUUGAGCGCAGCGGAUGGUUUUGCUUUAAACCGAAGGAGCAGGAGAUCCGGGGCCUGCAGUGACAGAAGGGUGCAGUCCCCGACGUUGCUUGGUUGUGACCCAGAAGACGGCACCGACGGCUAGACUAGCUGUCACAGAGCCGUGCGGCUAGCAGGUUAAGGCUGCAACACAUCUGCUCAGCAUCCCAGCGUUUCAAUAAGGAUUUAUAUUCGGGACAACCGGUGCGAGGGACAAAUAUGUCGAUUUUGGUUCUUUCGGGUAAGAUAUAAAGGACGCCCCCGUGAAAAGGGAUUUUCUUUGCAGCUAGCCAAGUAAUACCAGGCUGUAAGCUAGCUGUCACCAUUAGCCAUCGUUUAGUCGGUCCUACCGUCCGCACACAACGACGGGACGGCCAAAGAGGACCGCUGGCCCCGCAAAAGCAGACGAAAUUAUUUAACGUUUUUUUAAGGCCGUGUAAAAGACUUUAAGGCACCGACAUGACUGCCAUUAUCAAAGAGAUAGUCAGCCGGAACAAAAGGCGUUUUCAAGAAGAUGGCUUUGACUUGGACCUGACCUACAUAUACCCCAACAUCAUCGCCAUGGGGUUCCCUGCAGAGAAGCUAGAGGGCGUCUACCGCAACAACAUAGAUGACGUUGUACGGUUCCUGGACUCCAAACACAAGAAUCACUACAAGAUUUACAAUCUAUGUGUAGAGCGGCAGUAUGACACCGCAAAGUUCAACUGCAGAGUGGCCCAGUACCCGUUCGAGGACCACAACCCCCCCCAGCUGGAGCUCAUAAAGCCCUUCUGUGAGGACCUGGACCAGUGGCUGAGCGAGGAUGACAACCACGUGGCUGCCAUCCACUGCAAGGCGGGCAAGGGCCGGACCGGAGUCAUGAUCUGUGCCUACCUGCUGCACCGGGGCAAGUUCCUCAAGGCCCAGGAGGCCCUGGACUUCUACGGAGAGGUCCGCACCCGGGACAAAAAGGGAGUUACCAUCCCGAGCCAGAGGAGAUAUGUGUACUACUACAGCCACCUCCUGCGGAACAACCUGGACUACAAGCCGGUGGCCCUGUUGUUCCACAAGAUGGUCUUUGAAACGGUCCCCAUGUUCACCGGAGGAACAUGCAGAGACUCUGCCGUAAAAAACAAGAGCGAUGCGGUGAUUCCUCAUGGCUUCAGGAGAGGGAAUUGGCACUGGGAUCCCCAGUUUGUGGUGUACCAGGUGAAGGUAAAGAUCCACACGUCCAACCCAACCCACACACGGAGAGAAGAACGUCUCAUGUUCUUCGAGUUCCCCCAGCCACUUCCUGUCUGCGGGGACAUCAAAGUAGAGUUCUUCCACAAGCAGAACAAAAUGAUGAAGAAGGACAAGAUGUUCCACUUCUGGGUCAACACCUUCUUCAUCCCCGGGCCCGAGGAGCAUGUGGAGAGGCUGGAAAACGGCAGCGCCGGGACACAGCGGGAGCGAGUGGACGGAGUCCUCGAGAACCAGGGGACGGGCGGGGGCGGCGUUCCAGACAGCGACCGGGACUUCUUGGUGCUGUCACUGACAAAGAAUGACCUUGACAAGGCCAAUAAAGACAAGGCCAACAGAUAUUUCUCCCCAAAUUUUAAGGUGAAGCUGUACUUCUCCAAGACGGUGGAGGAGGGGGCCAACUCCGACGCCACCUCCAACUCGGUGACCCCCGACGUCAGCGACAACGAGCCUGACCACUACAGAUACUCGGACACCACGGACUCGGACCCCGAGAACGAGACUUUCGAGGACGAACUGACGCAGAUCACUAAAGUCUGACUUGCAUAUAUAAAUAUAUAUAAAUAAAUAUAUAUACAUACGUACAUGUACACCCCCAGAGCCCCCCCCUCCGACUCCCCCCCCCCCCCCUACCCACCCUCCCACCACCCACUUCCCCCAAAGAAAAAAGGCUAGCCGACGGUUAGCUCAAUGGGGGUGGGGAACCAACUGAUGCGGUGGACCAGGGACUGAUGGCGCUGGGAGAUCAGUUGAAAUCCCCUACACCCCACCUCAACCCUCACCCUCUAACUGCUCACCGUAAGACAAGACAGCUGGACAAUCAGAUUUAGAGGAGGGGUUCGGUGGGCAGGAGGGGAUGGGGAGGGGAAGGGGGGUGGCUGGAAGCGAUUGGAUGGACAUAAGAAUGAAUGGAUAGAGGACAUUUUAAUAUAAAGGAGAAAACUUGAAUAUAAAAAGAAAAACUGUACAUGCACACAUUUGCCUCCGAUAUCCGUCGCAAAGGAAGUCAGCGCUAUGACUGCAUUGAUUCUAAUUUUAUUUCUUCUUUUCGCUGACGAAGUCAAAACGCUCUAUUUGCCCUUUCAGCGAUGCAACCCACUAAUCAGGGCCCAACCGGUAACCAAACGGUGAACCACUUCAAAAUAAGAGCUCUAUUGGAGACGAGGCUACGGCUUAUUGGUGAACGGCUGACUGACAGCGACGGCUGCUUGGACUGAAAUGUGUGCGUGCCGGUUAAGGGACAAAAAACUACACCCACACAUGAUGUCGGGUCAAUAGCUCCACAAUCACGCUUUUUCUUUUCUUCUUCCCUUUCUUCCUUACCUGCUAGGUUUUAGAAGAAUAUGCUGACCACGUUUUGCUUUAUUUUAUGUAGGAAUUUUUUAACCAUUUCUUUCACUCCCUUUUAUUUGUCCAUCUGUCCGCAGUGUUUUCAGCUGUAUAGAAGGAUGGUCUCUCUCUCUCUCUCUCUCUCUCUCUCUCUCUCUCUCUCUCAAAAAAAACAAGGUUUCUUUGACGUUCGCCCCCCCCCUCCUCCCAAGUAAACUCAGUUAAGCUGCCCCUCCAACAACAAUCAGUCCCAGAGUUGACAAAUUGACCACGGCAUUGCCAAACAUGGUUUUAAAUUCAUUUUACUCUGCAUUUGGUGCUCCAAGGAUCUAAUGACUUGGUAAACAUUGUCAGGGUGUGUUUAUACGGUCCGCAAUCGGUUACGCCAACAGUCGAAUUGGAUGAAAAAAUAUAGCUACCCCAAACUCAAAAGAAGAAAGUUCUCCACCAUUCUUGCUCCUACUACCAAUCUCUACAGCCGCAGAGGUAGUGACAAAUGCAAACGAGAGAAACUCAACCAGACCCGGUUGACCAUAGCAGGGAGCGGACACCUUGAAUCAAUCGUUUGAAUGAGACAAUGAAGAAGAAGAGACUAGUAUUCACAAUCUGCUGCACCUCUGUCAAUAGUUUUUAAAUGUGCAACCUGCAUAUACACAAACGCAUACAGACUUCCUACAUCCAUCAUCACAUGGCUGUGAACUAAAGUUCUCUGUGCUUCUUAGUGUCUGUGUAUGGUCGGACUGCAAGGUGUGUUGUGUGCCCUAUCUUUGAAGCCAAUUCCAAAAGAUGGUUAGUACGUAUUUGAAAGAUCAUGACUGAAAAAAAAAUCAAAAUGAACACUUUGACUGCAGUCCGAAUUCUUGACCUGUUUGAGUCCCCGUCUCUCUCGGUCUUUUGUUCUUAUUCACUUUACUCGAUCCUCCUCUAAGCCUUUUUACUCUUAAGUGUCCGUUCAGUGAAAACUUACAUGGGGAAAAAAAAAAAUACUAUUUUUGUUAUUUUUCAGUUUGAAUCAUUUGUGUGUGACACACGCAUACAUGUACACACACGUACACACACAUACACUCUGUUUAUCCAUUCUCUCAACUGUUUUUAAGCUAUUGAAGUGUAUCCGUCGCAGCUAAAUGCCCCCCUAGGAAUGUGAAACACUUCUGGGGAACUGGUGCAGUGGUCUCUCACUUUCUAGAUCUCAUUGAUUUCCAUUGGUUCUGUACAUUUGAUGGUAAGAUCCAACAAUUCUUGGGCGGGCUAUGUGGUGUUUAUUUGGUCCUUGGAGAAAUGCUCUGGUGUAUUUUUACCCUGUAGUUCUAGCGUUAUCGGUCAAUUGUCACUAUAAUGGACUUUAUUGGAUUAUGACAUUAAUUUGGGGAAUCUCAACUAAAAGCAAUGAUUGCUAUUGUGAUCUAUUUAUUAAAAACACAUGUAGCCUUUAAACAUGAUUACAUUUGCUGGAGCUCAAACAUUUGGAAAUUGGUUCAUAGGACAAGAUGGAGCAUUAAGACCAUUAUCCCGUACAUUACAUUGUUAUUCUGGCCCCUAUGGACACGAGGGGGGGCCUCGUUUAGUAACGUUUCUGUUUCUAUGGCGAUGGAAAUAUGCGAUCUGGAACACAAAGACCGAAACCAGGCUGUGUCCACCUUCUCUCCGGCGUAGGGGAUCAAAAGGGAAUCGGGGUGUGGGCAGGUUUGAUCCGUUCUAUCUGGUGCUAAGACUAUCGUAGGCAAGUGUUUAUCAUAACCCUAGCGCGGUCUUUGGACCACCGAGAAAAAAAUAAGCUAACCCUGGUGAGCUGUCACCCCGAAACAAAACCUGCUUUAAGGCUUUUGAUUUUUGACAUCAUGCUGUAUUCUUGGGCGUAUAUCCAACGUGUGUUUUGGUGCUUCUUUGGAUUAUGGAACAAUUAUUUUAGGGUGACGCACCCUAACUAGAGCUGUACCUGAAGAGCAGUACAAUGUUUAAUGAAGCCCAUUUUGUAGAAGUUGUCGCUGCCUGUGUCAUUUGGAAGCCUAAAUCGUGCAUUGAUUGAUUUUUAGCCAGCUAUGUUAUAAUAACUAAUAACUAUGUUGCUUUUGGACCUGGGACAUUUUUGCUAGCAUGGAACCUUCUUGAAGAGUGUCAGUUUGAAGCAGGUCUUGCACCAGACGGGACACGGAGCGCAGCGCCACGUAGUGGGAUGGAUAUGAAGGACGUAGUGUGUGUCCAGUGUGCGACUGCCUUGGUGCUGGAGGCUGGAUGGGCCUGUAGGGGGCCCUCAACGCGGCCAUUUUUCGUCCCUGCUUCCCAGGAAACACUUCUGAGGAACGGUCAAAAAGCAACAGGAUUUAUUAAUGCAGGUUUUAUUGGAUGUUUCCGUUUUUGAUUUGCGCAUGGUCGUGUUCAUUAGCUAAGAACGCAGGUGCAGCUCAGUUGUGGAAAAGGAAUUUCUUUUUAAUAGAAUUCCUUUGUAUACAAACCAUUCCACACACUUCCUCGCCAUUGAAUGCAAUAAUAGAUACAGCCGUCUGUUGAUCUAGUGACACCAUAGGAUCCCCUGAUCAGAUCAACAACAACAACACCUGAAUGUUACGGUCUUUAACAGACACAAAAUGGCAGAGGUCAGCCAUGGUAAGCAUGUCCCACCAACCCAGUAAAGAUCGUACCUCAAUCAGUCCACUCCCAAUCGCGUGGCAGUUCAUCAUAGACCCCACUUGAAAGCCUCCAACAACGCCUGUGGUUGUGCCUUUCUAAUGAACCCUUUGUCAUCUUAGCUGUGGUGCUAACAUAUAGCUAGACGGGCUAGUUCCUUUGGCCUGUGAGUCUAGUCAGUCUCUGGUGCUCUGUUUAAACUGCCAAAACAUCCCAGUGGAAAUGGAGCUCCAGUGUCAAGCGCUCUUCGUACUAGUGCCGAGCCAGCAGCUAAAUCCCAAGUGACCGUAAAGCCGGGCUAAACAGUUGCAGCUGUCAAGGUCAUCGUUCCCAGUCCAGCAUACUUCCCAAAAAAGGACGAGACAGGGUUUUUCCUUUUCUUUUCUCGUAAUCUUCAGUCGAUUUAAGUAGGUUGUUCAACAACAACUGAAACGUCGGUUGUCAAUGCUGGCUGACUGGUUGAGAGACAUGAAGCGGUACAGAAAACACAUCCUCCUGCGCUGCUUCAGGUGCUACGUGUGGCAGUCGAUAAGUCUCCAAACCAACGUUUAAUUUCCAGUGAGACCUCCCAUCUUGGUCCACUGCUUGGUCGCCGCUUCAGAGCAAUCUGUGGGCUCUUGAAUCGACCGGUCGAUGGGCCCAUCGCUCGUCCAUCGAAGAACGUCCAUCGACUGUUUCAACCAACGUGCUGAUUGAUUUAAAUCUUGCGGUCCCCUACACUACACUUCAUCGAGUCCACUCGCAGCUUCUCCUCGGUCUCGAGUGAGCGAGUUGACGUCCACUUUGUCCAGUGAACACCAAUGUUCCCCCAUUAGUGCUGCUGAUCCGUUGGAUUGACACGUCCUUACGGGCCUCUUCUGUCCCUGAUCUCCAUCAAGGAAACAGUGAGCCAUCAGGGCUCACAGACGGCAAUGCCAACCCCCCAGAUGGGUCACCACAGUGGAUAGAUCAUACUGGAUCGUAUAGCCACACUACGGGUCUGGACAGGGAAAAGCCCUGCAUGUCCUCGGAUGACAUUAUCAAGGCAUGAUGGCACAACAGCUUGGUUGCUUAACAACAACAUUGUUGACCCGUUGUUUUUUUUCUUCUCAAUGGCUUAGUAGUUCAUUAAUGGAUCGUGGGAUGUUAAGGUAUACCAGGUGCUUUCCAUGUCUCUUGACCGUCAUGGUGCUCUCUCUCCGUCUUCUCUUAUGGCAUCGUCUUUCUCCUACCCGCCCCCACCAUCACGACUUCUUCUUUGCUUGAUGAGAGAACAUAGCUACACUUUGAUCAUGUACCAUGCACAUGUCGACUCAAUAUAUCGUCUAUAUAUGACAUUAGUAUCAUCGGAGCCCCCCCCAGUGGGACUUUAUUCAAUGGAAGGACAGCGAGUGUAUUUUCCACUGUAAAAAAAAAAAGGCUAAAUAUUUAAUGCCUUCAGUUGCCAUACCUAACCUACUAGAGCUUUUAUUUUGAAAAAUGCUUUUCUGGUUUUAUUUUGUUACUAGCCAAAAGGAAGUUUAGGUUUUCUUGCAUCGUUGAGUGAAAACUAAUUUUCCACACAGCCUGAUUUGGUUGUGCCAGAAGAGAGGUACACAAUUGGACCGAAAUCAUUAUAGGGUCCUCUUCAGGAUACAUUGGGUUAAGUGUAUAUCUUGACUAUUUUCUUGUCUUUAUAGCUAUAUAUAUAUAUCUCUGAAAAAGUCAGGAAAUCUCAAACGCUGUUGUCCGACCUGUAGAUUCAGAAAAUGUCAAGUGAGUUAUAUAAGGACCGUGAUUACAAGAUUGUGGCUUUUUCCAUAAAAAAAAUAUCUAAACUUUUACUUCAUGGUGAAUGGAACGUGGUUUUCUAUUCCAAAGAUGCAUGCGGACACGCGCGUGUAGCUUUUGGUGCAUUCGUCUCUUGCUUCGAAAGUCAUGUUCCCAGGGCCUAUAUGACGGUGUUGUUCAAUGUUGCACACAAGCCAAUCCAGAAGAUUUGAAAUCCACCUACUCUCUUCUGCUAUUUCAGUUUACACUUUAUCACUGAACCUGCCAAAAUUAAGCUCAUUAAUUUUUUUUCUUUUUUUUUUUUUCUUUUUUUUAUGUCGUUUGGAGGUGACCAGCAUAUGUGGCCUAUAGGAUUUUCUUCUUUUGCCUUAUUUGUACCAAUAAUUUCUUUCUUUUUUUCUGUUAAAUCGUUGAAAGAGCAAAACUUUUUAUCCCAGAUCCGUAUACAAUAACGCCUGUUCUGUCCGCCGGAGAGGUUGAGCGACUUGCCCGUUUUCCUAGAGCUGUCUGGGGUUGCCAUCAGGCCGUCCCUGGCUUCACCGUCCUAGAAAUUGAUCAAACCUCUGGGUGUGACGAAGUGGUGGUGUUUGUAUAGGGGCUUCUGGUUCUGUCCAUAUAAAGCCCUGUUCAGCUCCAACACUGGCUCUAUAUAGCUUCAUAUAAUCGUCACGCAAUCUGCAGAAACUGUUAUGACCAGAGCAACAUUUAUUGUACUCUACUUUUGCACUGUUACAGGUAAUUGCAGGGUUUUAAGUCAACGGUCCAUCAGUGUGAUUUUUAUUUUUUUUAUUUUAUGGUUUUCAUUUUUUUUUGAUGAAGUCAUUUAUUACCCGAUUAAAGUUUUUGUUUUAUUUUUUUAUCUUCGUUUGGUAAACAGAAAGCCAGGCCUCGAUGAUACAGCGAGGUGCGGCGAAAUCUGAUUUAUCGUAAAGGUCCCAAAAUCGCUAUGGAAACCAACGUAGUAUUAUUUUUGACUGAAAAAUGUCAUAAUACCCUCCAGCCCCUCCCCUCGAUUUUUUUUCUUUUAAUUUUCCCUCCUCCUUGUUUUAUAAUGAAAAGAAACGCUGUAAAGGUGAAUAAACUAUUUAUAACAGUA
Gadus macrocephalus (Pacific cod) is the source of this 8276-nucleotide messenger RNA. It is a transcript of the gene ptenb, whose product is annotated as phosphatase and tensin homolog B. Gene Ontology annotation, molecular function: phosphatidylinositol-3,4-bisphosphate 3-phosphatase activity; phosphatidylinositol-3,4,5-trisphosphate 3-phosphatase activity; protein tyrosine phosphatase activity. Bases 716 to 2017 code for a protein of 433 amino acids. NCBI's taxonomy places the organism in Eukaryota, Metazoa, Chordata, Actinopteri, Gadiformes, Gadidae. Gene Ontology annotation, cellular component: cell projection; cytosol; plasma membrane. The record is from RefSeq and is a predicted model, not a curated record. The transcript is spliced from 10 exons. Gene Ontology annotation, biological process: phosphatidylinositol 3-kinase/protein kinase B signal transduction; protein dephosphorylation; negative regulation of cell population proliferation.